AAGAUCUAUUUAUUUAAAGAGAUUAAAAUUAAUGACUUUAUCACAGAGUAUAUAUUAGUAUUUUGGAAAAUCAUAAUUAUCACAUUGUUAUCUGUCAUAAUCAAAAUAUAAAUAAAGUUUUGUGAGAAAUGAAUUUUCAAACAAAACCAAUACUUACUCCCUUAAAAGUUCUUGUCAUAAACCCUUUAUCAGCAGCUGGGCAGUUGACUAUCAUGAAAAUAUUAUCUGGCAUGGUAUUUGGUAAAGACCAAUUGGUUGACAUGAUCCUUCUCGUUUACUCCAAUGAAAAACGGGCUGCUGAAGUUUUUACACUAGAACUUUUGGGGUGUGCUUUUCCCUGUUACAACAGUUUCAGCAUUUCGUCAGACAUACCAAGCGUUUCAGAUGCAGACGUCUUCUGUUUUAUAUCCAAUUUUUCUGAACUCACUAAGAUCGAUGUUGAAAAAAUUGGUUCAGAUGAUCAGCAGUUUGAUGCUUUGUAUCUGUUAAUUAAAGUUGCUAACAAUUUUUCUGGUCUCAUAUUCGAAGAAGUAAGUGAUGAUAUAAAAUUAACAUUGAAGAAAAAACCCAAUGUAAAUGAAAAAGAAGUUAGGAAGCCAAUAAUUAUGGCGGAUGGUUUAGCUGCAUUAGAUAUUGUGAUGUCAAUGUCCAAGAAUAUGUCUUCAGAUGUGUUAUUCUGUCCUACUGGUAUUCCAGAUGUCACAAAGUCAAUUUUAGCUGAAUACUUAAAGGUUGACUGUAAUGAAAUAAAUGAUGUACUUAUAUGGGCAGCUAAUGACGAAGUUCUUCACGUAGAAGUAGAAAAGCCAAUAAUUAUACAUGAUAAGAAUAAUAACACCGCAGAUUGUGCAUGGACUAUGAUAAGCGAAGAUUUGCUGCGGUCAAUUGACUAUGAUCAUACACAGUUUAAUUCUAGUUGGAUGAAAAAAGAGUUUAUUCAAAAGGUCGCAGCAGUUACAUCAAAGAAUCCAUAUGGGUGUAUCUAUAAGGCGUCUGUUUUUUGUAAUGCUCUAAAGUCUAUCUGGGAUUCUCGUAAAAGUGAAACUGGAAAGUUAACAUAUUGCAACUUAGGUGUUAUUAGUGAUGGUUCAUUAGGAACAUUCAGAGGUUAUCCUUAUGUAUUACCACUGGUUCUGUCUCGAGAUAAAUGGAGUGUUAAUAAGAAAUUUGAAGAGGAUGUACAUGUUCAAAAUGAGAUAAAAAGGAUUAAUAAAAUUGUAAAGAAGCAGCAUGAACUGUUACUACCUUAUUGUAAAAGGUUUUUGCAAGAAAAUGUGAUUAACCAGGCUUUUAUACCACCCUCUGAAAGCAAUUCCAAUUAUUCUGUCGGAAGCAGCAGCAAGUCAAGCGUCUAGUGGAGGAUACUAUCACUUUAAAUUGUGAUAUUAAAAAUGCACAAAUAUAAAAAUCGUUAAAUUCAAUGAUAUGUUCGUAAGAAUGUUUUUCAUAAUGGAAUUUGAUAAAUCUUGUUGGUAUACGUGCUACACUUUCAUUAUUCUCAACAAAUAGAGUUGUAAUGUAACUUAUGAAUAAAUAAAAUCUUGAGAUUAGACGGC
Molecule: messenger RNA, 1556 nt
Organism: Chilo suppressalis (striped riceborer)
Lineage: Eukaryota; Metazoa; Arthropoda; Insecta; Lepidoptera; Crambidae
Source: the annotation of a GenBank genome assembly